This is a messenger RNA of Gambusia affinis (western mosquitofish), 2791 nucleotides long. It is a transcript of the gene rnf170, whose product is annotated as ring finger protein 170. The transcript is spliced from 7 exons. Bases 322 to 1128 code for a protein of 268 amino acids. NCBI's taxonomy places the organism in Eukaryota, Metazoa, Chordata, Actinopteri, Cyprinodontiformes, Poeciliidae. The record is from RefSeq and is a predicted model, not a curated record. Gene Ontology annotation, molecular function: ubiquitin protein ligase activity.
AGAACUGGUCUGGAGACAGAGAUGGGGAGAUGUCCCUGGGCAUAUAUAAACCAUCACGAACCACACUCCAUACCAGUAAGUGGCGGUAAUGCUACUAAAAGUUUGUUGCCAACCGCCAUUAAAUCCAUCAAGAAGAAGAAAAUGCGGAAGCAGAGUGAGCUGCUAUCAGUUGUCCAUGCAAUGAUAUGUGAUAUGGUCACUUGGCUAACUUACUAAAAUACAUAAUAAAAUGCCUGAACAAGGUGAAUGGACUUGACAGGUUACGGGCGCUGAGAGAUAUUCGGGUAAAAGUAGGCAUCUUAUUGGAUAUGAGUGUGGAUAAUGGAGGAUGGUCAAGGUGGGGACUUGGAUUACCUGAUCCAAGAUGAGGACACCAUCAUUGAGGGUGUUAGCAACCAGGUUUUGUUUGUAGUGGUUGUCAGUUUCACCUUCCUUGCAGGCAUCUUCACUUUGCUCUGCAGACAGGAAGAGCAGAAUAUCCAUCCUGAAAAUCAGGAACAUGUUCGAGCUGUCCGACAGCAGCUUCAAACUGAGCAGGAUGAAAAUCCACAGGCAGAGGCUAGACAGCAGUAUUACACAGACAUGUCUUGCCCUGUGUGUUUACAACAAGCUGUGCUGCCUGUGGAGACCAACUGUGGACACCUUUUCUGUGGCUCCUGCCUUAUAGCUUAUUGGAGGUAUGGCACCUGGCUGGGUGUGAUCAACUGUCCAAUCUGCAGACAAAUGGUAACACUUCUGUUCCCAUUAUUUCAUGAGCACGCCGCUCCUCAGAGGGUUCAGGAUGGCGACGCCGAACCUCAGCUUAUAUUACGAGACAUCAACGAUUAUAACCGAAGAUUUUCUGGUCAGCCAAGAUCUCUUAUGGACAGGCUGCGGGACGUCCCCACCCUGCUCCGUCAUGCCUUCAGGGAGAUGUUUUCUGUGGGCGGACUCUUCUGGAUGUUCCGGAUUCGAAUUCUUCUCUGUCUCAUCGGUGCAAUCACCUACCUGGCUUCGCCACUCGACAUUCUCCCGGAAGCUCUUUUCGGCCUUCUGGGCUUCAUGGACGACUUCUUUGUGAUCCUCCUCCUGUUUGUGUACAUCUCUAUCAUGUACAGAGAAGUGGUUACGCAGAGGCUUAAUGGCUAGGCCUACAAACAGAUACAGGAACAAAAGAGAGCUGAAUAUCUGAGAAGAAGAGGUUCUUAAAAAAUAUUGAGUUUUCUCAGAGGGCUUCACUUUAAUUAAAUGGACCAUGAGCAUCUGACUGGGCAGAGGUUAACAAAACAUUGUGAACAUCAGUUUUGCUGCAAAAGUUCCCAUUGAAAUUUACUAGGUGAAGGAUUUCAGGCAAACAAGUUACGAUCAAAUGAACAUGUAUGAACAAUGUACUGCUUCAAGAUUUACCCAUUUUUAAAAAGAAAUCUGUUAAGCAAUGUGAAUAUCAACAUAAUAUGGUCAACUGUGCAAUACAAAGACGUCUUGAAAGUCUUGUAUUUAUGGGUUUAUAUGUAAUGAUUCCAUCUGAAUUUUCAAUUCAAAAAACAAGUGUUGAAUGAUAAGAGCUCCUGUUUGAGCUUGUUGUUGUUAUAAUAACAUGUAACUAUGCAUAUUUUAUGAUAACUUGGAAAGCAGAGCUUGUUAAACCGAUUGGAAAAAUUAUCUGAAUAAUCGUUUUAAGCAGCAGUUUAAAUUCAGUAAUCAAAUCUUGCUUUCUGCAUGCGUUGAGGGAAUGCUUAACACCUUCUUACAUAAACAUUUUUAACAAGCCAUUCUGAAAUAUAUAUAAAUGGAUAAUCCUGGACAAUUUUGAAUGUAAAUCAUCUAAAAAUGAAUGUGAAGUCAUUUCUGUUAAGUAUACUUUAACAUUCUGUUGUGAAAAGUAAAUUUGGUUUGAGCUAUGGAAUGAGUUUGCAUCAGUUUGCAUCCUUUUGUAUUCAGUAUGCUGUUGGCAUUAGCAUGUACAAUGCAGAUCUUUUUUAUUUGUAAAUAGUUUUAUCAGUGGUAUAGGUGUAUUUUCUUUAGAUGAUCAAAUGAGUAGCACACCAUGUCGGUGUGUUACUGAAGAGCACUGUUUCAGUUGAAAUCCACACAGACCAACUAUUUUGCUUUCAAAAGUCACAUUAAUUGACACUUGCAAAAGAUUUUAAAAUCAUAUUUUAUUACAAUAUGAUGAGUAUUAAAAAAUUCAGAACUAUCAAUUCAAGUACAUUUACUGUGUAGGAAAAAAUAUGCAUUUCAAGAAUGAAUUGCUUUUAACAAAUCUGUGAUGUAACAAUCAAUACUUUGCACAGCCUUCCCUUACCUGUCAAUACAUUUACUCCUAUUAAACCCAUAAUAUUCCACAAUGUUGGAACAUAUCCAAAUAUUAACUAGAAUCUGGGGUCCUGUUUUAUGCCCCUUCAGCUUUUCCAUAUGAUUAAGGUCUGUGGAAUGACAUGGCUGUGGAUGGAGGCUAAAGUUGUCUACUUACUGAAUUCUGGAUGAAUUUUUGCAUCACCUUGUUGAUAAAAGCUCACAGAAUCACAGAUCCUUCGCUGUAUUUAUUUUUGAUGGCAUCAUUUUCAAACAAUCAAUGUGCACAGACAAUAUUGUACAGUUUAAGUCUUGACUUAAAUGUUGCCUUUAGCAGCUGCUCACUAGCAGUAAGCCUUGAUAAUUUUUUCCCGUCCUUUUUACUUCACUGUUCAUGGCGUCAAAAUAAAUAUGUGUCCUCAUCCUGCAUAGAGACCAGUGGAUCAGAGGUGUAGAUGAUACAGAUAAUUGAGGAGCUGGAUAAUAAAAAAAAAAAAAAAAAAUCUUACUGGUUAUG